Messenger RNA from Microplitis demolitor, 2033 nucleotides. Its product is annotated as circadian clock-controlled protein daywake. Lineage: Eukaryota; Metazoa; Arthropoda; Insecta; Hymenoptera; Braconidae. The transcript is spliced from 3 exons. The coding region runs from base 163 to 897 and encodes 244 amino acids. The record is from RefSeq and is a predicted model, not a curated record.
ACUUCCUUGUCGAGAUAUUAGAGGUCAGCAAUUUUCAUUAACUGAAAAUCCCACCCGCAGUUUUCUGGAUCUAGUGUAUUGAAGCUCUCGCCUUAUAUAUAAAGUUGUAGAACGACCUGAGCGUACAUCACAAUAACGCUCAUUUCAUAAAUAUUAAGUACAAUGUCCGGGUUUAAAAUUAUUUUUCUUGCUGUUUUAAUAUCAUGCGCGUCAGCAAUAGAUUUACCGGAAUUUCUUCGGGUUUGUAACAGAAAUGAUCCAAAUAUGAACGCUUGUAUCAAAGACAGUGCUGAACAUCUAAAACCAUAUUUAAUUACCGGCGUACCUGAGUAUAAAAUACCAUCGCUUGAGCCUUUAUUGCUAAAUGAUCUUGUGGCGGCUGAAGGACAUGGUAUCAGAAUUACAGGAAAAGAUGUAAAAGCUUACGGUGCUGGUAACUAUUUUGUCAAAGAAAUUAAUGUGGACAUGGCUACGUUAGAAUUCAAUGUAGACAUCUUGCUACCUCAUUUGUACGUCGAAGGCAUUUACGAAAUUGAUGGUAAAGUUUUGUUAUUACCAAUAACCGGAUCUGGUCGAAUGAUCGGCAACUUUACAGAUUGUAUUGGAUCGGUUAAAUUUUUUGCAUCCGCUAAGCCAGACGCACAAGGAGUUAAGCAGUUUAACAUCGAUGAGUUUAAUUUGAAAGUAACAGUCGGUAAUGGUAAUUUGCAACUUGAUAAUCUUUUUGGUGGUGACAAAACCAUCGGAGAUGUCGUUAAUCAAGCGAUAAAUGCUAACUUUGCUAUUUUUUUGCGUGAAAUUCUUCCGUUAGUUGAAAAAUCAUUAGCUAUAGCUUUUAGAGAUAUUGGUAAUGGUAUUGUUAACUCAUUCACCUUCGAUCAACUUUUCCCAAUGUAAUAAACUUCUAAAACUUAUAAAAAUAAAUAAUUUUUUUUUCUUGUAAAUAUUUUAUUAAUCGAAAUAAUUUCUGAUUGGUACAAAAUUCAUUUUAUACUUUAGAUACAAUUUUGAUAUACUCAAUUAUAUAAGGUAAAAGCGCCUAAAUCCGCUCACUUUUCAUUGGAGUGAUAUUAAAUCACUCAAUAUAAAUUAAUAAAUAAAAUUAAAAACCAUAUUUUUUUCAUAGUUAUUUUUUCAAGCUUCGAGUAUUGAAAUCAAAUUUUAGUUUCAAGAAUAAUCUUGAUAAUUAAUUAUUAUUAAUUUUUUAAAUAAGGUCCUUGAGUGUACCCAUAGUUGCUUACUAAAAGUUGUCAUGUACCAUUACUCGAUCAACACAUGGUCCUAUAGUCGCUCAAAGACAAUAUCAAUUAAACUAUCAUAAGUUUAUUGAUUUGGACAGAUAAUUUAUAAAUUAUACUACUUUAUUCUUUGAUAGUAUAAAAUUUCAUGAAUUUUAAAAAUGUAUUUAAUAAGAUAUAGUUAUAACAUUUCUUAAAAAAUUUGACGCAACCUAAAUUUAAUCUAACGGAUGAAAGUUAAAGUAAAAAAUCCCAGACUGAGCUCGAUUUUGAAAACAGUCAUUUAAUUUAAAUUUGUAAUCUAUUAUAAAAUAAUUUGAUACAUGAUAUUUUAAUAUAUUUAGAUGCACAAAUAAUUAUUUAUCAGUAAUAAUAUUUUUAGUUGUAAUUUUGUUUUAUAAAAAUGAUAAAAAAACACGUUAAACAGUUUAAGUGAGCGACUAAUGGUACUGAGCGGGUAUAGGGGCUUUUACCUUACUUCCUCAAUAUAUUAUUAUUAUUGUGUCUUUUUUUUUUUUAAAUAAUUUUAAUUAUAAAAAGAACAGCUAAACUCUGUAAUUCCGACUGAUUAUGCUGGCUAAAAUCGGCAAUUCGUAAUUUAGAAAAUUUAUUAUUUUUUUUUAAGAUCAAGGUGAGAAAUAGCAGUUAGUUAUUGGAUAUCUAAACGAUCACUAAGAUUUGUGAUUUACGCAAUUUAAAAAAAAAAACGAUAAAUAACUACUGUCAGUAGAUUUUAAAAAUUUUAUUGUAUUUAUUAAUUAUUUUUCUUUCAAUAAAAUAAAAUGUUUCAAUGUU